AGACGAAUGUGGCAGAGCUGGUUUGGAGGCUUCGCGGAGCCGUCUGACUAUGCCAAUGCUGCAAUGCCCGAUAUUAAUAUUGGUGCUAUGAUUACUGCGAGUAUCUUCGUUAUCCCAUACUUGGCGUUCCUCGUCAUUCUACCUGGUGUCCGGCAGAAGCGACUUGUUACUUUAGUUAUAUUUUCGAUCACUGUUCUCGUGGGAGCUAUAUUGGCAGUAUCAUUAUACCUGCCAGGAUGGACCGGGGGUUCAGCAAAAAUCAUCGCUCAAUUGAGGUCGCAUGUGAAUGAACAAAUGCGAGCAAGAAUAGGAGUGAAUGUUGGUUUGACGAGCAUCAACAUCACCCUAAGAUAUGAAGAUCGGGUGGUGACAGACCCGUAUUCUCGAAUUGAUAUGAGCCAACUUUACUACAACGAAAAGUUCGACAUAUCAGGAGUCUCGUCAAUGGUCGAGGAGUUACGGUCAGCCUACCAAAGAGGAUUACCGUAUCCUAUACUGAGCGUUUUGGAAUAUUUUUCACUGAAUCAAGACGCUUUCGACUGGGGAAGACACUAUCGAACAGCUGGUCACUACACUCAUGCUGCAUUGAGUUUUGCAUUUGCUUGCUGGACACUGGCAGUUGCUUUCCUCCUCUUUGUACCGCAUCAUUACUGCAGGGCCAUGGUCGUUACUGGACUUUCCGCGCUGUUUUCAUGUCUGCUGUAUCUAAUAAUGGCUCCGUGCAAACUCGAGAUCGGAUUUCUAGGAACUGACGGAAAUAGAACCAUUAUGAAAAUGGGCUUCCAGUGGUCAUUCUAUUGUGUAUUUGGUGUUGGGCUUCUUUCUGUAGCUGUGGGCAUCUUACUAAUUCUUCUCCAACACUAUCAUGUGUACACCCUGUCGACCUUCCUCGAAGCCAGUUUAGACGAAACUGUAGCGAGAGGCAAGAAUAGGCGCGGCGAUUCUGCUAGGGAUGUUUUGAACAGUAUAGAGGUUCUUCGCCAAACAAAAUUGGCGAUGAGCUCGAAGUCGAGCGAUAAUAAACCGUCUUCUAGUGGCUUCCAAUCAAGGACAAGCUACACGGGAUCGUUAAGGAGUCAGUCUUCCAUAGAAACUGUGCAUGGCGAGCUGAUGCAACGAUCGCCUUCAAAUUUCACAUUGGAUGAAGGCAUUCGGCCGCCACGAUGUUCUGGAAACGGCAUAGUUUCCCUAGGCGUAGAGCGAUUGUGAGCACCCCCGUGGGACCUCUGCUUUGUACUCAUUUUUACCUCGAUAUCUGCUGCUCUAGUCAAUUUGCCAUACUCGGUGAAUAUUCCUCAACGUGUCCCUUGUUAGCCAUAAACUUACCCUACUCGCCAUCAUAAUCAUUCUCAUAGCAUUUCCUACCUGAAGAGAUUAGAGAUUUUUGAUACUUAAUUUUGUUUCCAAUGAGCUUUUUCCUUCACUUGAAUCAUGAUUUACCUUUCGGGUUCGUUUGU
This is a messenger RNA of Cylicocyclus nassatus, 1457 nucleotides long. Lineage: Eukaryota; Metazoa; Nematoda; Chromadorea; Rhabditida; Strongylidae. The record is from the annotation of a GenBank genome assembly.